Molecule: messenger RNA, 1499 nt
Organism: Mercurialis annua (annual mercury)
Lineage: Eukaryota; Viridiplantae; Streptophyta; Magnoliopsida; Malpighiales; Euphorbiaceae
Product: protein TIFY 4B
Exons: 9
Coding region: 114-1154 (346 amino acids)
Biological process (GO): regulation of jasmonic acid mediated signaling pathway; response to wounding; regulation of defense response
Cellular component (GO): nucleus
Source: RefSeq, a predicted model, not a curated record
CAAUAAAAAAACCGCAACUCAAACCGAACCGGACGCACACUGACUCUACUUGGCUAUUCACUAAACCCUUCUUUUCUCUCUCUUCAAUACUCCGGCGGUGGUGGAUUCCUCCAAUGCCGGCGGAAAUGGAUGCCGGAGUGACGUCAUUGAAGUCAAUACUAGAUAAACCCCUCACUCAACUUACUGAAGAAGACAUUUCUCAACUCACACGCGAAGAUUGCCGCAAAUACCUCAAAGAAAAAGGAAUGAGAAGACCUUCGUGGAACAAAUCGCAAGCGAUCCAGCAAGUAAUUUCGCUCAAAGCGCUUCUCGAGACUAGUGAGGAUUCCGGCGCCGGUGCUCUCCGGAAAAUCUUAGUUUCUAGACCGCCUCCUCUUCCUCCGGUUAAUUCGAAUUCAGCUGAUUCAGCUAGGGAAGCUAGUGAUAACUAUAACAUUAAUGAUUCAGCUCCUCCUUGCUGGCAAAAUGCUUCUCCUAAAUCUUCUACUCCUGCGCUACCACCGCCGGUGGAUUGUCGACUGGAAGAGGCGGACAAUAGAGUCCUUUCUUCAAGAAGUCCUGGUGCCACUGUUGGAUUGGUUGGACAAAUGACGAUUUUCUAUUGUGGGAAGGUGAAUGUGUAUGACGGAGUCCCACCUGAUAAGGCCCAGGCAAUCAUGCAUCUCGCAGCAUGUCCUAUUCAGUCACCUGUGGAGGAUCCAACCCGUAGACCUGCAUUUGCGUUUCCUUAUCAUUUACAGACUGCAAGUGACAGGCAUCUCUUUUUUCCUUCCAGCGCUGCAACUUCUCCAGCCACACCAACAGAGAAGAUGGCAGAAUAUUCUCAGCAAUGUAAGGAGAAGGGGAACUUAACUAAUGACCAUGAUGUAGAGUGUCAAGCAAACCGCAAAGUGUCAUUGCAGAGAUAUCUGGAGAAAAAAAAGGAUAGGGGCAGAUUUAAGGGUAGUAGGAGAAAUGUGGGACCUACUUCUUGCUUGGAUAUGUAUAUGAGUCAUCAAGCAAAAACACAUACUGCAAAUGAACAAUCGACCAGAAGCGGCACAAGCUCUCCGCCACAGCCCGGAGUGCCACAUUCCUUGUGUAAUUCAGCUGAUGACCAGCCAAAGAGUAGUAGUUUUUCUGUUGAUCUCAAUGAAGAUGUUCAAGAGCGCUGAUGGCAUGCUAUACGUAAUUUUUUGGUGCUUGGGGCAGCAUAGAUAUAGGACCAAUCAUCAAUGCAGCAGGAAAACCAGCCUAACAAGCUUCAGCAUCUCUGCGUCUUGCAGGAUCCAGGCGAGCUACUAGCUACCUGAGAAUGAAGGUGGCUUCUUUAAUUAAUUCUUCUUUCUAGGAAGUUCCCUAUUUCUAGAGAUCACCACGAGAGAAUUACUCGCUGACAAGGAAUUUCAGUCUCACACGAUCAAUUUUGUACUAGAAUGAUGGUCUUGAGGAAGAAAUUCCUUGUUUCUAAUUGUAUUAUUAUAUAAGCAGCCAUAAGCAGCUUUUAUUCACCUAAUGUA